This is a messenger RNA of Auanema sp. JU1783, 2148 nucleotides long. The record is from the annotation of a GenBank genome assembly. Lineage: Eukaryota; Metazoa; Nematoda; Chromadorea; Rhabditida; Rhabditidae.
AUGCAGGUCACGACAGCUAAUGAUGUUAAAAUAUAUAACUUGAGUUAUGGAAAAAAUAUCCCAGAAUGGAUGACUGGACAAGCUAGGAGAAAGCUCGAAAAAGGCAAUCUAGAUGUACGACGUAGAAUCGAGCUUAUUCAAAACUUCGAAAUGCCCGAUAUGAGCUCGACGAUUAGUAUCACUAAAGAUGGGCGCCAUGUAUUCGCCUCAGGUAUUUACAAACCCUUCGUAAAAUGCUUUGACUUGAAUGAUCUCUCAUUAAAGUUCGAGAGAGGGGUAGAUUUUAGUGUGUUGAAACUUGUAAACUUCAGUGAUGAUUAUUCAAAGUUUGCUAUUUUGCAAGAUUUUCGUCGUGUGGAGAUUCAUGCAGCUUUUGGACGAUACUACGCAUUCCGAACUCCAACGCAAAGUAGAGAUUUUGCUUUCUCAGAAGAAUGUAGUGACUUAUAUUUCGUUGGAAAAAAUGAUCAGAUUUAUCGUUUGAAUCUGGAAAUGGGAGAGUGGUUACAACCAUUAACUUCUAAUUCAGGAGCAAUCAACUGCUGUAAAUUCGCACCAGAACAUCAACUUUUCGUUUGUGGUACAACCGAUGGAACUGUAGAAACUUAUGAUCAUAGAGAUAAAAAAAUGGUUGGGCUUUUAGAUUGUCAACCCCACUUGUUCAAACAAACAGACGGUAAAUUAAGCGAAAUAACUUCUGUAGCUUUCAAAGACGCCCUUCAUAUGGCUGUUGGUAGUAGUACGGGACAGAUUAUUCUCUAUGAUAUUCGAUCCAGUCGUCCCAUGCUCAUCAAAGAUCAUUAUAAUGAGCUUCCUAUCGUUAAGGUAGAGUAUGUUAAAAGAGAGGAAGGUGAUUUAGUACUCUCUAUGGACUCUCGUGUAUUGAAAAUGUGGAAUGAAAAAGACGGAUCUGCGUUUGCUGCUAUCGAAAGUCAUUAUGAGCUUACUGACUUCUGUCGGCAGCCUGAUACAGGUCUCAUGUUCUUUGCUAAUGAUUCUCCGAAGAUGUUACAAUAUUUCGUACCCGCUAUUGGUCCAGCACCUAGAUGGUGCUCGUUCUUGGAAGGCUUAACAGAAGAAUUAGAAGAAUCUGAUGAAGUUAUAGUUUACGAUGACUUCAGGUUCGUAACACAGCAACAACUUGAAGAUGUAGGAUUAUCACAUUUGGUUGGAUCGAAUGUACUCCGUGCAUACAUGCACGGAUACUUCAUCCACGCCAAACUGUACGACAAAGCAUGCACAGUUACACAACCAUUCGCUUUCAAAAAUUACAAAGAGAGAAAGAUCCGUGAAGUUUUGGAUAAAGAACGUGAGAGAAGAGCUGUUGAAAAGAAAGUUAAAGGUCCACAGGUCAAUAAGGCUUAUGUUGAUCAUAUUGAGGAAAGGCGUAAUAGGGAUGGAAAGAAGAAUGAAGAAGUUUACAAUUCGGUAUUGUCUGAUGAUCGUUUCAAGCAGUUGUUCGAAUCCAAAGAUUACGAGGUUGAUUUCGAUAGUGAAAUUUACCAUAAGAAAUAUGGUAAAGCCGGAAAUAAGAAGCGCAAGGCUGAUAGCUCGGAUGAGGAAGAUGAUCGUGACCGCAUGGAACUUCAUCUUCCUGACGACGAUGACGUUCAAGUAGGCAAGAAUGGUGCAGAUUCCCUCCUAGAAUCAGAAGAAGAGGAUGAGGAGACAGUGUCAGAGAAGGUUCUGAAAAAGAAGCAAAAACAAGAGCGUAUAAUAGAAAAACGUAGAAAACAAAAAGAAAAAUAUUUGGAAACGAAGAAGCAGGCUAAAGCCGAAAAGGUUUUGCGCCAGCAGAAUAAACCUAAGAAGUUUGUUCUCCAUGAUGUGGAUAAUGCAGAUACUAGUCGACAAUUCAUAGAAGAGGAUGUUAUUCAAGAUGAUAAGGCGGAAGUGGUCAUGUUCAAACGAAAACUGAAGGCGUUGAGAAAGAACCAGAAUGAAGAAGUUGUAGAAAACAACUUUGGAGGAAAAUCCUUAACAUUUACUUUGCCAAAAUCUGGUAAAGCUGGGCAGAGUGAACAACAAAAAGAAGAGAGGAAAAAGCAUCAGACAGAAAGGAAGGAUGUCGUUCGAGCUACUGUUGAUUCCGUUUCUAAAAAUCUUAAGCGACUCCCCCGUAACAUUGGAAAGAAUCAGAGAUUUUAA